AUGAAGUACUCUGAGAUCGCCGAGCGUAAACAGGCCCAGCUGUGGGAGCGCAUUCCUCAAGAAUGGCGCCUUUCUCCCUCUCUUAUCCCCGCGGGGAUGCAUUCCCCCGCGGAGUCUGUUGCCAACGUCCAGUACGACCGGGUCAAUGUGAUGGACAUUCCUCGAUCAUGCGGUCUUCUAUCAGCUAGACAGAUUGAAAUUACAGAGAACUGGGAUAUUAAAGGUUUACUGAAUCAAAUUCAGAGCCAAAAUCUCACAACAAAAGAAGUCAUCGAAGCCUUCUGCAAGAGAGCUUCCAUUGCUCACCAACUAACCCGAUGCCUGACUGAACCGCUCUUCGAAUCUGCUCUUCAGCGAGCACAAGAGCUAGACGACCACCUUCGUCGCACUGGCACGCCCAUCGGCCCUCUACACGGCCUGCCUGUCUCAGUCAAGGACUCUUUCAACAUCCGCGGCGUCGACGCCAGCGUCGGCAUUGCGGCUCUCGCCCUUCGCCCAUGCGAGGUAGAUGCACCACUCGUCUCCCUCCUCAAAUCUCUCGGCGCGAUCAUCAUCACCAAAACCAACGUCCCCCAAACCAUGGGCGCCUUAGACUCAGCAAACCACCUCUUCGGCCGCACCCUCAACCCGCGCAACCGCCAGCUCACAGUCGGUGGAUCCACCGGCGGCGAAGGCGCCCUCCUCGCCCUCCGCGGCUCCAUGAUCGGCUUCGGAACGGACAUCGGCGGCUCCAUCCGCGUCCCAGCCAUGUGCAACGGCCUCUACGGCUUCAAACCAAGCAACGGACGUGUCCCAUACGGCGGCCAAACAGACGGCCAGCCCAAAGCGAAAGGCCGCAUCUCAAUCCAAGCCGUCGCCGGACCCCUCGCCCACUCCAUCGCCGAUAUUGACGCCGUAAUGGCCCACCUCAUCCCUCGGGCCCAGUGGUUCGGCGAGGACUGCAUCCCAGGCGCAUGGCCAUCCCCGCUCUCAUCCUUCGGCAGAAACAGCAAUAGACCGAUAACAAUCGGUGUCCUCCCAUCUGAUGGACUAGUCGAGCCGCUGCCUCCGGUAACAAAGGUCCUCAACGAAGUCGCCAACGCCCUCCGCCGCACCCCAGGCGUCAAUGUCGUCGAGAUCCCGGUCCCCAAGAUUCUCUCAAAAUGCCAGUCCAUCGCCGGCCGUCUCAUGGGUGUCGACGGCGGCGUCAACAUGAUGGAUCUCCUCGAGAGCACAGGCGAGUCACUCAUCCCAUGGCUCCAGACGCGCAUGGCGCGCGGGAAACCGAUGCUUCUCUCGCAACUCGCCGAGCUCCAAGCGACCCGGGGCGCCGUUGAACUCGAGCUACGUAAAAAGUUGUGGAUGCAGGGUGGGAGUGGGAACGAGCAGACGAUCGACGCGAUCAUUCACCCCGUUGCACCGCACCCAGUCCCCGAGCUGGAUCGGUAUAAUGCAGUCGGCUAUACGUCUAGUUUUGUACUGCUGGAUUACCCGGCUGGAUCACUUCCUAUUCGGAAGUUCGGGGAGGCGGAUUUGGAGAGGGGAGUCGAGAUGGGUGAGAAGGUGAUUGGGAGUUGGGAUAAGGCCAAUCGGGAGCUUUGGAAUGAGAAAACGGUUGACCGGACGGUUUAUCUAAAUUCGCCGCUGAGUGUCCAGGUUGUGACGCCGAAGCAGCAUGACUAUGAGCUCUUCCAGGCGAUGGAGCUUAUUGAUCGGGCUAUCAAGACGGAUCGGUCAAAGCUGUAG
This is a messenger RNA of Aspergillus puulaauensis, 1725 nucleotides long. RefSeq names its product putative general amidase. NCBI's taxonomy places the organism in Eukaryota, Fungi, Ascomycota, Eurotiomycetes, Eurotiales, Aspergillaceae. Bases 1 to 1725 code for a protein of 574 amino acids. The record is from RefSeq and is a predicted model, not a curated record. The transcript is spliced from 3 exons.